AUGCUUCUUGCCAUAGUGGUCAUCAUUCCAAAGUCAGCCAUUUUGUCCAUCAGGAACUGUCUGCUCGCCGAACACAUUCCGCAAGUGAUCUUUGGGACAGAAGCACAGCUUGGUCUAGCUUUGGGGCUCUUCGGUGAAAUAUUGAGGGGGCAUUCAUCGCCAUGGUCCAGCUACCUGCAAUCACUACCAAAACUUGUCAACAUCGCAUUAUUUUGGGAUGAAAACAACGAAGACGAGAAAGUCGCCCUAAAAUGGAUUGAGGGUACUAUGGCCGAAGUAGAGCGGUCAACUCAUACGCUUUUGACGGCGUCUGGCUUGCAUAACAAGUUCAAGCGCACACAAACGGAUCUUCUUUCGUAUUAUGAGUUCACCGCUCUCCCUGCGCUUGCGAAAGUAAAAUUGGAUGAGAAUGCAACCCUUGAAGGUUUCCAACAUGCGUUUGCGCUGGUAUCCUCCCGCUCGUUCAUUGUUGACGCCUAUCAUGGCCUUGCGAUGGUACCCAUAGCCGAUGCUUUCAAUCAUAGCUCGGAAAACCAUGUCCACCUCGAGAGUGAUCACGAAGUUUGCCGUGUUUGCGGGUCUCUCAAACAGUGUCCACAUGAUAUCGAAGACGAAGGCAGCGAUGAAUCCGUCACUCUGCUGAAAGACCAAGGUUUAAAUGACUUGAACGACCUGGAGAAUACAUGUGAGAUGGUGACAAAUGAUUUCGUUCCUCCUUUCUCAGAAGUAUUCAACACCUACGGUGAACAUUUAACAAAUGCACAACUCCUUGUGCGAUAUGGAUUUAUUCUCGAUAUUAACGAGAACGAUGUCUUGCUAUGGAAUGCACGACAACUAUGCAGCUUCAUGGACUCUUUUGUCUCCAGAUCGAGUAGGGGCAGUGAAAUUUGCUCUGAUGAGCAACCGGCAUCUAAAGAUCGUGAUCGGAGAAGGUAUGAUAUCUUCGUGGAACAAACGUUGAAAACCGCAGGUAGAGUGGGCGAGCGCGAGCGUCAACGCGCCCCGGGUUCUCGGUUCAGCGAUGGCAAAACAGUUUCGCGCACAGAAAAUACUGACCCAGGCGACGACGAUCCAGUCACUGGAGUGGACCAGGUCAUUCUAGAACGUCUUCAAGAAGUUGUUGAGCUAUACGCUCCCGGAGACACUAUCUUGAGUGACUCAGACUUGGUCUUCUUCCCUAACGCUCGAGAUGGGACACGUCACAAUGACUUUGAUAGGGGAGAUGCAAACCUGACAUUACAAAAUCGUCCCGCACUCGAAGCUCGUUCUUGUAACUCUGAUGGCAACUUAGAAGCUUGCAGAAGAAGCUUCGAUAUUCAUAAACAGUCGAAUGACCUUCUCCAAAACCGUUCUGCACAGCCAGACGGUUACAAAACGCGCAACGGCCGCACUAUUUUAACGGCUGCCCCUGCCGUCCUAAGUCUAGGCUGGCCUGUAGCCUGGAAUUACCAGACUUUUAGACUAGGGCAACAAAUAUUAUUACAAAACGCCAGGAGAAUUAAGAAUGGACACCAACCGCUAUACUUCGUUCUGGACAGCGAAGCAAAAAUUUCGCACCAUUUAUGGUUGUUUUGUGUUUUAUUUGCAUUGCAUGAGGAGCGGCUCCGCUCUGCGUGUACGGAUGUUGAUUCGGAUCCACAAUCCCGCAUGGAAUACAUUCAACAUUUGCCGAGAAGGGAUGGAGCUGAAAGAUGCGCCACCCUAGAGACUACGUUUUCAUACUCAUCCCAGAAUGAAUGGCGGCACGCCGGCAAAACCCCUGCUGAAUAUGAUUCAAAACAAAUAAGGCUGAUGACAAGUGUCGAGGAGGAUCUUGCGCUUCUGUGGAGUAUUGCAUGCGUUCAGAAUAAACUGGGGCAUUUGGGUUCGGAGAUUAAUGCUGGGAUAGGUUUACAACACUUCAGCCGGGUAGGACGAAUCCAUUCGUGGGUACCAUCAUCGGAAGACUCUGCGAUGAAGAUCGAGCAAGCGUCGCGCGUUACACUACCCAACCUGAUUGCUGAAGAUUUGUCAAGUUCUUCCUCCCCAUUGGCCUCAUCCUUGCUGGACAGGAACCCAAUUCAAUUCGGUAUAGGGCUCCAGAAGAGACUUUGUCCAGAAGCAGUGCGGUGCACCGAAGAGAGAUACAUCCUAGCGGAGUGCCAAAACGCACAAGAUCAAGGACUUCCAACCAGUGUAUUGCCUGCGCGAAUCCGCAUAAGAAGAAGCGGACAUGAUGGUGAUGUGAAAAAUCAUACUGAUACUGAAGAGCAAGAAGAAGCUGUCAAAGAUACACAUGAAAAUACAAGCAAUGUCAGCUUUGAGACGAAAUUAGGACAAUUCAGAGAACCUUUUCACGUCGAGAGCCAACAGGACCGAAGACAAGGCGUCGCUUUGCUGUCCAGUCUACUUUGUGAUUACGGCGCUGCAUCUGAUGCCGAAUCAGACGAUGCAACACACGCUUAUAACAGUCCUUAUGCUCAACCCUCAUCGGCGGUCGACGGUGGCUGUCAAGCGGAAAACCAAGGCGAAGAAUGCCCGACCUCGCAAGAACGUGGCCAAAUAUCAGAACAGCUGGCUAAUUGUCCUGAAAAGGAAACCGAUAUGUCUGGCUUUCGUGAUCGACACGCCGAAGCCGGCUCGAAGCGUUCUAUUUCUGACCUCGCAACGGCUGCUGACGCGAAAUUGCAGAAUGAUCCGAAGGAGCGUGACACCGAUUCUGCCUUCUGCGACGCGUCGGUCGUACAACUGAUCGCGUCAACGGCACGUGUCGUGUCCGCAUUGUGCGAGACGCGUUAUCGUGGCAUGGCGCAUUCCAAUCUGAGCGUCGCAGAGCUCGGCGAGGUCGUUGAUGCAAUCCCGCCUGAAAUGACACAGGCGCGUAUGGCGGCACAGCUUGCACUAUCAGAACGCACACGUCUCGAAGCAUGUAUUGCUGCGUGGCAUGAGAUUAGUCCUGCAGUAUCCCGAAUGGGGCUUAGCGAACUAGCUCCAAAGAAGUAG
Messenger RNA from Fomitiporia mediterranea MF3/22, 2982 nucleotides. RefSeq lists its product as uncharacterized. The coding region runs from base 1 to 2982 and encodes 993 amino acids. Lineage: Eukaryota; Fungi; Basidiomycota; Agaricomycetes; Hymenochaetales; Hymenochaetaceae. Gene Ontology annotation, cellular component: nucleus. Gene Ontology annotation, biological process: peptidyl-lysine monomethylation. Gene Ontology annotation, molecular function: protein-lysine N-methyltransferase activity. The transcript is spliced from 13 exons. The record is from RefSeq and is a predicted model, not a curated record.